CUUUUGCAGGGUGUUCUGGAGUAUCGUGUAAAAUGGAAGGGUUGGAAUCAACGAUAUAAUACGUGGGAGCCAGAAGUGAACAUUCUCGAUCGACGUCUUAUAGAAAUUUACGAACAGAGCAACCGAUCAUCAAAUACUCCAUCAAAACGAGGUAGUAAACGCAAAGAAAAAGCGCAGGACCCCGAACCUGAAUCUGAGGAAGAUGAGUACACUUUCACCGGUGACGAUGUGGAUACAAAUCAAGCUUCCACGUCAGCCGCGGCAUCUGCAUUAACAAGCAGCAGUCAUCACCAUCACUCUUAUCAUUAUGAAAAAGAGAAGGAAAAAGAAAAGAAACGGGAUCACAAUCAUCACCAUCAUCAUCACUCAGCGAAAUCUGAACGGAAUCGCUCUCGCUCACCACACACAGACUCGCAUCGAGAAAAUGGCGGACAUAAGCGUCAUACUUAUACCUCCACAUCGGCAUCGAUGUCUGCUGCAGUUGUGGCAGCCGCAGCUGCUUCUAAUUCUGCAUUGAAUUUCAUUCCUGAAGCUGAUUCAAAUUCAUCCAGUUCGGAGGACCAGCCGCUUAGCCGAAAAGAAGUAACCCCUAUGGGCACUAAACGCAAAGCAGAAGUGUUAAAGGAGUCGGGUAAAAUAGGAGUCACUAUAAAAACAUCACCCGAUGGUCCACCGCCGCCUAAACAACAUUGUGCGAAUGCUGUCAGUGUAGACACAGCCACCUCGAUAUCAACUCCGUUAAAAUCGGAAACUGAACCGCUUUCCCCAGAGACACCUGCUUCGCGACCAGAACAAGCCACACCCGCAGAGAAAAACGCAGCAUUGCAGCAUCAUUAUAAUGCUUCAGCAGCGGAUGAUGAUGAUUCAUCAUCACAAGCAGAUAGCCAAACGGAGAAUGUCAAUUCGGCAGCGCAAAGCAAGGCAACGGGUGACGACGGUACCUAUUCGCCAAAGCGCAACGGUCACACUACCGACGAGCAUCAGCGUCAAAGUGCGCUGGAGCCACUUUCACCGAAAGCGCUGCCACCUCGCUUUUGGUUGCCUAGCAAAUGUAAUAUAUCCGACAAAGUGGUGAUCACCGAUGUUACAGUAAAUUUAGAGACAGUGACUAUUCGCGAAUGCAAAACUGAACGUGGGUUCUUUAGAGAACGGGAAUUAAAAUCUGGUGGUACGAAAACUGAAUCUGACUCGGUAGCCUAAAAAAAAAA
Rhagoletis zephyria (snowberry fruit fly) is the source of this 1208-nucleotide messenger RNA. Its product is annotated as polycomb group protein Pc-like. Gene Ontology annotation, molecular function: chromatin binding. Gene Ontology annotation, biological process: negative regulation of transcription by RNA polymerase II. Gene Ontology annotation, cellular component: PRC1 complex; chromatin. Lineage: Eukaryota; Metazoa; Arthropoda; Insecta; Diptera; Tephritidae. The record is from RefSeq and is a predicted model, not a curated record.